Molecule: messenger RNA, 1092 nt
Organism: Oryza sativa Japonica Group (Japanese rice)
Lineage: Eukaryota; Viridiplantae; Streptophyta; Magnoliopsida; Poales; Poaceae
Source: RefSeq, a predicted model, not a curated record
AUGCUUGAGACAAUCAAAGCCUAUAUAGAUGAUUCUAGUAGAUUAUUUUAUAGUAGGCCACUCCACAAUCAUAAUGCACAUGUGGGCGUUGGGCGACUCGGGCGGCGGAACCCUAGCCGCCGCCGCCGCCCUUCCCCACCCCAUCCUCUGCCUUGCCGUCGCCUGAGCGAGCGGCCGGCAAAGCCGGCGGCUCGCGAGGACGGCGGCGGCGAGGCUCGCGGCGGCCAUCUCCCGAGCUCAUGGCGCGGGUGGACGCAAAGGCGGUGGCCGACCGGAGCGGCGCCGGCGUCGAGGCGCAUGGCGGCGGAUCCGGCGUCGCCACUACCGGAUCUGGCGCGCUCGCAGCUGGAUCCGGUCGCGGAGGCGCGGGAACGGCGUCGGCGAGGCGUGGGCGCUGGCGGCCGCGACAGGCGGUGGCAGACGCGACGGUGGCGCAGGCACGGGCGGCCGGGCGGCGACGUCAUGCGUGACGGCGGAGCAGGCGCGGGUGGCCACGGCAGGCUCGAAGGCGCAGCUGCUGUGGCCGGCGGCUCGAUGCCUCGCAGCGACGGCAGCGGUGCCCCCAGAUCCGCGCCUCUCAGCUGGAUUUGGAGGAUGAGAGCAGUCGGCGACGGCGGCGACGGUGUGGUGACGGCGGCGGCAGCAGUUGGCCGACGGCAGUGGGCGACGGCGGUGGCGGCUGUGGUGGCUGCCGUGUCAUCUGGCAACGGCGGCGGAAGACAUGGCGUUGGGCUGCUAGCUGUUCGGUGGUGGAGGGCGACGGCGGAGCAGCGAUUUGUAGAGGCGGUGGUUGGCGUCGGUGGCAGCGGCGACGGCGACUGUGACUCUAGAGGCGGUGGCGACGUCGGCGGCGGGGAAGGAGUCGGGAGCGAGGUGGCUGGGUGUUCGGCAGCCAAGGCUGUGGUGGUGGUGACCGUGUUUGCGGUCAUCGGAGGCAUGGCGGCCUCGGUUGACUAGCCGAGGGCGCGGGAGACGGCUGUAGCUGGCCGGCGCGGCAUCGUUCGGUGGAGGGGUCGGAGACCGGCUUGGCGCAGAGAAGCGUAGCCGAUGGCAGCGGAGGCCGGCUCAGCGCGAGAGGCGCGGGCGGCGGAG